This is a messenger RNA of Suillus paluster, 3186 nucleotides long. RefSeq names its product phosphatases II. The transcript is spliced from 6 exons. NCBI's taxonomy places the organism in Eukaryota, Fungi, Basidiomycota, Agaricomycetes, Boletales, Suillaceae. The coding region runs from base 89 to 2776 and encodes 895 amino acids. Gene Ontology annotation, molecular function: phosphatase activity. The record is from RefSeq and is a predicted model, not a curated record. Gene Ontology annotation, biological process: dephosphorylation.
UGAUGUGUAAAUAGGAUCAAACAUACCAGUAUUGAUUCCGUCUAACGUCGAGUGCUAAAGUCGAGCUGCGUCCACUUCCACCAGAUAGAUGGAUUCAAUCAGAGUUUCAAAGGUGGAGAAGGUAUUAUGUGGCAAGUCCGGUAGCGCUCAAUAUGGAUCUUUACACCUCACUGCCCAUCACCUUAUAUUUCGGUAUGAGGAUGCUGAGAAGGAGGAGAUGUGGGUACCUUACCCGCUGAUAUCUCUUGUAUUGAAGCUCCCGCAAACGUUGCAUGGACAGAGUCCGCUAACAUUCCACACUCGAAUGUUUGAAACGUUUUCACUAUCGUUCGAGAAGGAGCGGGACACUAUAGACGUAUUCGAAAGUGUCAAAGAGCUGACCGUGUGUACCUCCGUCAACCAGCUGUAUGCGUUCUUCUACACUCCUAGCCCGCCGUUUAAUGCUACGGGUGGAUGGUCUAUUUACUCUCCAAGAGAAGAAUUCGGCCGUAUGGGCGUUGGAACUCGUACGAAAGCUUGGCGAUUCACUGACAUCAACAAGGAUCACACUUUCUCGCCUACCUACCCUUCACGACUGGUCGUGCCGACUCGCAUCAGUGACUCAACGUUGCGAUACGCGUCCAAAUACCGCAGCAAAUGCCGAAUACCUGCACUGACCUACUUACACUGGGCAAACUUUGGCAGCAUCACGAGAUCAAGCCAGCCGAUGGUGGGCAUUAAGCAGAACCGCUCACUUCAAGAUGAGAAGCUCGUCGAAGCUGUCUUUCAGUCUCAUCAUUUCUCGGAAUCACGCCCGUCAGGCGGCGCGGUUUACGGUGCCACCAGCACGAAUUUAAUAGUUGACGCACGGCCGACUGCCAAUGCUGUGGCUAACACAGCCAAAGGUGCAGGCACGGAAAUCAUGGAUCAUUACAAGGACGCCAAGAAGGUUUAUUCGGGCAUAGACCACAUACAUACCAUGCGGGAGUCCCUUGCCAAGAUCGUGGACGUAUUGCGCGAAGCGGAUAACGUAGCUGCGAGCGUUACUGGUAGCCUGCCUGGUGAAGCACAACAGCUUAUUGUAGUCGACCGGCAGGCGCUGCGUCGUUCUGGAUGGCUCAGACACAUGUCGAAUAUACUGGAGAGCACAGCCCUCAUUGUUCGCAACAUUCACAUCAAUUCGUCACAUGUCCUCAUCCAUUGCUCUGAUGGCUGGGAUCGAACGUCUCAGUUAUCUGCGUUGGCCCAGUUAUGCUUGGAUCCAUAUUACCGCACCAUUCGAGGUUUCCAGAUACUGAUUGAGAAAGAUUGGGUGUCAUUUGGGCACAAAUUUCUUGAUCGGUGCGGACACCUCUCCUCCGACAAAUUCUUUACCUCGUUACCAGAAACCGGGGGGACGAAUAGCGGCGCUGAUGCUGCACAAGCCUUCUUAGUUUCCGUCCAGAAUCGAUUCACUUCCCAAAGCCACCUGAAGGAGACGAGCCCCUGUUUUCACCAAUUCCUGGAAUGCGUCCGUCAGCUGCAGCGGCAGUACCCCUCUCGUUUUGAGUUUAAUGAGCGCUUCCUCCGCCAACUGCUGUAUCACCUCUAUUCGUGCCAGUUCGGCACUUUCUUAUACAAUUGUGAACGCGAACGACGAGCUGGUGAAGAUGGCGCUGUUCCCUCGGAGCGAACAGCUUGUAUCUGGGAUUUUUUCAACUCCACCACAGAGCUAGAGCUGAACAAGAAUGACGCAUACGACCCCUCUUUGGAUGAACCAUCCAGUAGAGAUCCUUCGGCUGACAUGGGUGUUCUCUAUCCAAAUGCCAAGGAUAUUCGUUUUUGGCACGAGCUUUAUGGCAGGACAGAGGAGGAGAUGAAUGGGAGGAUAGUUAUCUCUCAAACGAAGGAGGGCCCCGAAUUCACAUCCCCAAUCGAUUCCAUAGAAGAUGAUCCUAUCAAUUCAAUCAGUGUUCCUGCAGGAAUACCGCUUCCACCGUCCCCUGCUAGAACGCCAAAUCUUUCGAAUCCUUCUGCCGUACCAUCCAACGUUGCAAAUGCGUCUGAAACCCUGACUGCAGGCCUUCGUGGACUAUGGUCUUCAUUACCAGACAUUCCUCAGAGAGUAACUGGUGAUAAUAUUGCAGCUCCAUCCCCCUCGUCGCUACGGCCUUCUGGCCCUCCCCUUCGACCAUCCUCUCCAGGAAGUAUUUCUUCAUCCCUGGGUCGCACUCGGACGGCCAAUUCCGCGGAUAUGUUUUCGAAUACCGGAGUGAGAUCAGUGUGGGGGAAAUUAUCUUCGAAUGCCACCGCGGCAUUCUCAGCAAUGCAGGAUGUCUAUGAUGGGGUUGCGAAAGAUUUGAAGACCUUGCCGAGGCCAUCAGGAGAUAACGAAGAGAUCCCAGGAAAGACUUCUGAGCUUCAACCUCGUGAGCGCCUUGGAGACGGAGAGCGCUCUACUUAUCGUGGAACUAGUCAGGCAUACCCUGCCGGCUCAUCAUAUAACCCUUGGGAUAGUAUGAAACCCCCAAAAGCUAUACAAGUCCUUCCCUCCGACAAUCCCUGGAGUACGACUAGGUCUCGGUCGCCUAGACAAAUCUCCUUAUCAGGAGAUCUCUUUGACGGGAAAUCAUUACCGCUUGACCCAACAGUCGCACAUCCACCCCGUCACAGCUCGUCAGAAUCCCAUAUAUCUGGGCAGGACCAUAACAUCGGUGUGCCCUAUCCCACGGUUGUGUCUGAUGAGAGCCCUGUUUUAGAACACGAAGAUAAACAAUCCUCGACAAAUACAGAUCCUCUUGGUGUAGGAUUUUUGUAAUAAUUAAUUCGUUUGACUAUCAAGCUACUAUCAGGCCCUUAGGAUUUACCCACACUACACUUCCCGAUUAAACAUUUUCCCUCCAACGUCCAUCAUUUGAUGUCUCAUGGGAACCCAGUGCCACGUCUGCUCACGUCUGAGUCUGCUAUCAACUGUUAUCAGUUUGUUUCGGAGGAUGCAGUACGUUGUAUUUUCGCAAGAUAGCAGAAGAUGGCGUGAUGGUGGGCUUACAUAAGCGACAUAGAUCAUUUAAUUGUUUUUCGCGCAACGCUUGGUCUCACAUCUUCUUUCACUCCUUCCCAACUCCUUCUCUUGUUUAUUUCGACGUCUUCAAUGGCUGCUAACGGAAACGCGCGUGCUGCUCUUGCACCUGGGCAUCUUUUAUUCACCUCUGAGUCUGUAGGCGAAGG